Messenger RNA from Dreissena polymorpha, 1760 nucleotides. RefSeq names its product neural cell adhesion molecule 1-like. The coding region runs from base 9 to 1760 and encodes 583 amino acids. The record is from RefSeq and is a predicted model, not a curated record. The transcript has 6 exons. Gene Ontology annotation, biological process: cell-cell adhesion. Gene Ontology annotation, cellular component: cell-cell junction. Gene Ontology annotation, molecular function: cell adhesion molecule binding. NCBI's taxonomy places the organism in Eukaryota, Metazoa, Mollusca, Bivalvia, Myida, Dreissenidae.
ACAUAGUGAUGACCGGAAAUGGAACAUCCAUCGAUGGCGGAAGAACAACUUUGGGGAAUGCAUUGUCUUUGACUUGCUCGGCAACAGAAAAUGUACGAUUCGUUAGCUGGCGUAAAACUGCAAACACGCCGGGUUCUCCAGAGCUGAAACUCUUGGCAAGUGGAGUGCUUAGUAACGCCACCUGUGGAUUUGAUCCACCUCCGCCCUCAGGACUUAUAUGCAUUUGUGUAAGUGCAAGGGAGUAUACCUGCACCAUUCAAGCACUAACCGUUGCUGAUAACGGGGAUAGAUGGAGAUGCGAUGCAGCUAUUGAUGGACAAUUUAAAUUUAGCAACUAUGUUUUCAUUACAGUUAAUGUACAUAUCACCAAACUAGAAAUGUCUCCCAACGUCGAUCCAGUCUCAUUGACUGCCAAUCAGUCGGCGCAGUUUACAUGCACCAGUGACUUCGGUAGACCUACUCCAUCCGUUUACUGGUUUAUUGACGAUACAACAAAUAAGGAGUCCGUUAUUAACAUCACUAUUUUAUCCGUAAUAACCACAGUGAGUGAGAACGCUACUAUCAGCACACUGACUUUCAUGCCUUUGAAAACUUAUCAUAACCUGCGUUUAUACUGCUCUGGAAACAACGGUGGACCAACAGUCAGUUCUACAUUGAAACCAUUAUUGAAUAUUUUAUUUGGACCUACACAUCCGGAAUUCAAUUACAAUGGUUCAAUAGUUACUGGAUCUUUGGCUGUCUCGUCUGGAAAGUCCUUCCCCCUAACAUGCAAGAGUAACGGUAAUCCUCAUCCGUCUUUUACAUGGACAUAUCCUGGAGGUACAGCAACAGGUGAGAAUCUGGUGAUAUCAAGAAUGGAUCAACAACACGACGGUAAAUACACGUGCAGUUCUCGCAACACUAUGACGCCUUCGAUGGGUUCGAUUAGAUCUGAAACGACAUAUUCUUCGAUAUCUGUACAAGUGAAUGUUCCAAUUACACACGUUGAAAUGGUGAACCCAGCAUCAAACAUGGUGUUCAUCAAGGAUCAUGACUCUACCACACUCGAAUGUAAAACGUCACCAGGAAAACCUCUCGCCAUUAUAAAGUGGUACAAAGACAAUCGAACACCAGAGAAUAACAUAGAUGAUGUAGAAACGUAUUCUUCAAAUGUGCAAUCGUUUCCAGACGGUGUCAUUAAAAGUGUCCUUAAUUACACAGCCACACGCGGCGAUGAGGACAUGAGACUAUAUUGCACGGGGAACAAUAUCGGGCAAACUCUUACGUCAAGCAGACAUGCUAAACUUAUAAUUGCCUCUUCUCCUGACGUGCCGUCAUCUGUUGCGGUCACCAAAGUUGCAUCAACGUCUGUAAGGGUUUCCCUCCGCAACUUGUCUACAGGCCAUAUGCUUCAAUGGUUUACUAUUAAAGUAAAAGAAGAAGACAGUGAAUGGAUUGAACAAUCUGUGUUAGCUGCAUUUUUCAAUCUUAGCUCCUCUGAUGUUUACUUCGAAUUGACAAUGUUGGAACAGUCAACACAGUAUAGUAUACGCGUUUACGCAGAAAACAUCUUAGGUCAAAGUGGACCUUCUGAUAUCGUAUCUUUUAAAACAUUGUCUACAGAUGCUUCGGAUUCACCCAGUACGUCUCCCCAGUCAUUUAACGUGGGUGCGAUAAGCGGAGGUGUUGUCGGAGGUGUUAUAUUAGAAUUCUUUAUCGGAAUCCUAGGAUUGUGGAUUAUCAUGAAUCGAAGAACCAACUCCCAAGGAGGUACCAAUUGA